Molecule: messenger RNA, 321 nt
Organism: Saccoglossus kowalevskii
Lineage: Eukaryota; Metazoa; Hemichordata; Enteropneusta; Harrimaniidae
Source: RefSeq, a predicted model, not a curated record
AUGGAAACUAUUAUUCAUAAAGAGAUGUCAGUUUUCCGGGAUCAUAUAUGGGAUUCUAAAAUUGCAGCUUAUAGAAAGGGUUAUAGCUGUCAACAUGUCCUUUUACGACUUGUGGAAGACUGGAAGCUUGCUUUAGAAAACAAGCAACAAGUAGGGGCCAUUCUAAUGGACCUUAGUAAAGCAUUUGACUGUCUCCCUCGUCAGCUGAUAAUUGCCAGGCUGAGAGCCUAUGGCAUGUCAGUGGAAGGAUGUGCUUUCAUCUGGUCUUAUCUUACAUCUAGAAAGCAGAGAGUCAAACUAUCUGGGCAUGUUAGUGACUGA